Molecule: messenger RNA, 1101 nt
Organism: Trypanosoma brucei brucei TREU927
Lineage: Eukaryota; Euglenozoa; Kinetoplastea; Trypanosomatida; Trypanosomatidae
Exons: 1
Coding region: 1-1101 (366 amino acids)
Source: RefSeq, a predicted model, not a curated record
AUGAAAAAUUUUGUGAAUGCAAACCCCACAGACACGCCCAAUACAACCGAUGACACUGGAAGGCAGAAGAAUACACACACACGCAGAAGAACGGCAUGUAUUUCCUGCGACGCGGGUUCCAACUUCAACGAAAGGGGUAGUCGAUCGCGGUUUCUGCUGCCCCGUUUGAGCAGCGUAGAUGAGAAGAGCGCUGAUUCAAAAUCAUGGAAAGGAUUAGCGGGAAUGAAGUUACCGACACUAACGACACGUGAAACGCAUUCAACAACGAGGACAAGCACAUCCAAUUCCCGUGGUCCUUUAACCUCACCAAGAAUAGGGAGGAGCCGUCGUGAGAGCAAAAUCCGGAGCGCAGAGUCAACCGUCUGCUCCUGGGGGACGUAUGCAUUUGCGAAUGAACUCGCUCAAAAAAAAUCCCCCGUAGUGGCUCCACUUCACCUUCCUUCUCUCCUGGAAGUGCAAACUCGGGGGGAUCGUCAGCUACAAUCGCGGUGGCAAAGUGAAGUUGCGAUGCCUUCAACGGAGUCACAACUGCGCGACUGGAGUGGCCCGAGUGCUUGGGGGUUGUUUGCCAAUGCGAAAGAAGGUGUGAAGGACGUACAGGAAGUGACAAGGAGUCCACCGGCGCGCUCUCCUGCUCGUGAAACUCACAAACUUGACGUAUCGGAUCAUUUGGUGUUGGUUAGCGAUUCCAACAAAUCGAGACUUCUUUCCACGUCGAUCAUCACGUGUUGCUUGGGCCGAAAAACUGUUGAACUUCAACAACUGUCGAUACAAAUGAACACGAUUAAAUCGAUCCCACCCCCUACUAACCCACGGCGCCUGAAGCAGCUGAGUCCCAACGUUUUAAACGUAGUUGCGGCGGGUUCACCUCAUCUGAAGCCAAUGGCACCUAAAACUCCUACAAAACCCAAAGGCGUGGGGCGGGAAAUGACAUGGCGGGAGUCAUCUUUUCGGCCACUUGUGCCAACGUUUGCACCCCAAUGCGACGUGGAGCCGCAUCUGAGGUUGUCGUCACCUUUCUCGCAGUCUUGUUUUAAAGAUAAUUCAUGGAGUGGUGGCGAAGGUUCCUAUAGUUUCUUUCCCUUAUUUGGUCCCACGUAA